UAAAUAUAUAUAAAACCCGCGUUCAAUAGAAGAAGACUAUUGCAAAUUAGCCGGAUCGCAGGAUGGAGUCGAAUUCAAGUGUUUUGGCAAUUGGAGACGAGACCAGCGAACCUUCAGAAAGAGUGACCGGUCUUACGCACAACGAGUACACAUUUAAGGAAGAAUUCCAGAUCCGUUUGCAGAAGUUAUUACUUCCUGAUCCUCCUCUCCUGGCAACUAGAGCUGAUCCAGAAAAAGUAGAAAGAUUUGAAGGAUCAGUUUUUAAGAAAAAUGGUAAACAAUACUAUGAAUUCGGUUCACAGAACUCCAGACAUCAGCAUGUCAUAUCUGGACCAACGUUCGACCCAAAAAGUGUUGCAUUAUUAGUAAAGAAUCGGAUCAGUAAAGAGCACUGGGUAAAUGAAUCAGUGAUUGAGUCUAAAAUGCAAUGGGGAGAGGUACAAGAAAUAGUUUCUGAUUGUUUAAAUGAGCAAGACAAUCGUGUAUAUUAUUAUUUGCGUUAUUUGCUAGAAAAUCGUAAGCGGUAAAACAUUUUUACACGUUAUAUAUGAUGUGUUUUAAGUGCAUGUACCUGAAUAAAUGUUUAAU
Molecule: messenger RNA, 588 nt
Organism: Drosophila persimilis
Lineage: Eukaryota; Metazoa; Arthropoda; Insecta; Diptera; Drosophilidae
Exons: 2
Coding region: 63-527 (154 amino acids)
Source: RefSeq, a predicted model, not a curated record